Molecule: messenger RNA, 723 nt
Organism: Trichoderma harzianum CBS 226.95
Lineage: Eukaryota; Fungi; Ascomycota; Sordariomycetes; Hypocreales; Hypocreaceae
Exons: 2
Coding region: 1-723 (240 amino acids)
Source: RefSeq, a predicted model, not a curated record
AUGGCUGGUAUGGCCGGUCAGCCUGCUCUCAAGUACUACCCCGACAACAUCAAGGCUGCUGUCGGAUCCAUGGUUCAGUUCCAGUUCUGGGCUGGCAACCACACUGUCACCCAGUCCGACUUUGACCACCCCUGCACUCCCAUCUCCCAGGUCAACAGCUCCGUUACUGGCAUCUGGUCCAGCUUCAUGCCAGUUGCUGCCGGCGCCUCCAAGAAGGAGAUCCCCGUCUUCACCGUCAUGAUCAACGACACCAAGCCCAUCUGGAUUUUCUGCAGCCAGGCCAAGCACUGCUCCAGCGGAAUGUCCAUGGUUAUCAAUGAGAACACCUCUGCCAACUCUACCCGUUCUCUUACCAACUACAGAACCGCUGCUUCUACUGCUCAGGGUGGCUCUGGUUCCGGCUCUGGUGCCCCUGCCGGCUCUCCUCCCAGCUACGGUAGCCCCAGCCCCAGCUCUGGCUCUGGAUCAGGUAGCGAUGCUAGCGCUCCUCCUGCUGCUGCUCCUACCGAUGCUGGCUCUGCUCCUGCCGCUCCCCCUGCUUCUGCUCCUACCGAUGUCGUUGCUCCUCCUCCUUCCGUCACAACCGGUGCCUCUUCACCCUCUGGCACUGGUGUUCUUCCCGGUGGCGCCACAGACACUGGCAUCCCCAAGAGCGCUGCCUCAUCUGUCGGCGUUUCCAGCAGCCUGCUGCUGGCUCUGGCUGCUGCCUUUGCUUUGCUAUAA